Molecule: messenger RNA, 1413 nt
Organism: Oreochromis aureus
Lineage: Eukaryota; Metazoa; Chordata; Actinopteri; Cichliformes; Cichlidae
Product: programmed cell death 1 ligand 1-like
Exons: 3
Coding region: 167-667 (166 amino acids)
Source: RefSeq, a predicted model, not a curated record
GCCUUCCCACUAACUGAUUUUCCACUGCACACACACCCUCAACCUCAAAUCAAACAAAGACUGUUUAAAGCAGUUACCUGAUAUCUACAGUUUCAGAUUUUGUUCCUGAAAACAUCAGCAUCCUUGGAUUUUUAACAGCUGGAGUUUGAACUGGAUAAAGGAGAAAAUGACUGCAGUGAGUGAGUCGCUCUGCUGUACUCUGCUGCUUUUUGUCUGUGUGUUUGCAGAUCAGAAAAUCAUCACAGCUGAGUCUGGACAGAACGUCAUGCUGCCGUGUCGAGCUCCAAAUGAGAACAAAAACAACACAGUAGUAGAGUGGAGCAGACCUGAUCUAAAUCAAACAUAUGUCCUUUUGCACCGGGGUGAGCACUUUGAUCCAGCCAGCCAGCAUCCAUCUUUUAAGAACCGGGUGGAGCUGCAGGACAGACAGAUGAAGGAUGGAGACGUGUCUGUGAUUCUGAAGGAUGUGACAACUGCUGAUAGUGGAACAUACGAGUGUCGUUUCAGGAAGAGAGGCAAAGGUAUUGUCGAAGGUGACCCCAACAGCAUCAUCACCCUGAGUGUUGUUCCUCCAGGAAGCGUCAGCAUGGGAGAGAAGAUAACUGCACCAUUUAGACUCAUCAUCACUCUGUCAGUUUUUGCUGUGCUUCUUGUUGGUGGGUUUUGACCUACAGAAACAUGAAGACAAACAGAUUCACCUGAAACAGCCUGUCUGAAAUUUCUCUGAUGUUUUUGUUUCUUUGUUGUUGUUGUUGUUUUUUUAACACUAUGAAUGUCCAGCUUAACGUUCAUUACUCUGUGUUUUGUGACAAACUUUAAGGUAACCUGUAUGUCACAUUUUGUUUUUACUGAGUACUAAGAACAACAGUUAAUCAAACUGAAUAAUGCUGUGAGAAGUAUUGUUUUUUCCGAAGGUUUUAUCUGACAUUUGCUUUGUUCUGAAGGCCUGGGCCUGGUUUCAUCCUGAUAAAAAAUAUUUUUUCUUUUUUUGUUUGUUUUUGUUAUUUCUUCAUUGAUCUUGUAAUCCUGCUGACUUCUGUCCUACUUGUUCAAAAAAGAAGCUGGAUAGGAUCACACUGAACCACUAACAGACAGCAGGGGUGUCAAAGACGAGUCCUCCGGGCCAGGAUAGACUCCAAUGCCGUCUGCUGGACAGCUUUGGAAAAUAUGAAUGAUGGUAGAAUUUUUUGACUUAACUCUAUUUUCCAAAGUCUAAGGAGCUUGGAAAGAAAAGCGUCUGGACUUCUUUAAGUUGCUUGAGGACGUUUCACCUCUCAUCCGAGAGGCUUCUUCAGUCUCAGGGUGGAGAGUCCCAGAUCUAUUUGCAAAACUUUUACAGUUAGAAAGAGGUCCCGCAUUGCCAUUCAUACAACACCAAAAUAGUUAAGAAAUAAAUAAUGACAUCACAGAACA